Aaosphaeria arxii CBS 175.79 is the source of this 2030-nucleotide messenger RNA. Its product is annotated as nuclear distribution protein PAC1. Bases 366 to 1754 code for a protein of 462 amino acids. Lineage: Eukaryota; Fungi; Ascomycota; Dothideomycetes; Pleosporales. Gene Ontology annotation, cellular component: cytoplasmic microtubule; microtubule associated complex; kinetochore. The record is from RefSeq and is a predicted model, not a curated record. The transcript is spliced from 3 exons. Gene Ontology annotation, molecular function: microtubule plus-end binding; dynein complex binding. Gene Ontology annotation, biological process: nuclear migration; microtubule organizing center organization; establishment of mitotic spindle orientation.
CAGGUCGCAGUCGCAGUUUCACCGGCCCUAUGACAUUUACCCACCCACCACAGUGCACGAGUAGUUUAUCUAGCAACAAGGAGCCAACCCCGCCUGCGAACAUUCACUCUUCACAAUUAUAACGGUCAACAUACAUCAUCAUUCACCAUCUCCUGCUGUCGUGCCCUGUGCUUCCCGGCUUAAAGAUCCUGCCCACCUCCGAUACGCGACCACUUCACUCACCGCAACAUCCCACCGCCAAGAUUUCGAGCACCUCAAGUAUCGCACAUAGACCUCUCCCAUAGGGCCACAACCGAGGUGAUUCAGGACCUCGAGAUCAUGGUCGCCUCUAUCGGCGAUUUAACCACUACAUAUAAAUCUUGGCCAUGAGCGCCAUUCUGACUGACCGACAAGCGGAAGAGCUUCACAAAGCUAUAGUAGCAUAUCUCGGGGUGAUUGAGGCGCCCAAGGCUGCUGCUGCAUUCCGGGAAGAAGUGAACAUAGCCGCGAGCUUCGAUGACGCUACAAAGAAGAAGUACGAGGGGCUGCUCGAGAAGAAAUGGACAAGCGUCGUCAGGUUACAGAAGAAGGUGCUAGAGCUUGAACAACGGGCCCAAUCCCUCCAGAACGAGCUUGACUCGACCACACCGACCUCUUUGCUUCGCAGAAAUCAGGACCCUACAGCCUGGCUACCACGAGCGCCUGCACGGCAUACUCUACAAUCCCAUCGAAAGGAUGUGUUGUGCGUAGCCUUCCACCCGAUUUUCUCGUCGUUGGCGUCCGGUUCCGAGGAUACUACAAUCAAGAUUUGGGACUGGGAACUAGGCGAAUUGGAACGUACUGUGAAAGGACAUACUAAAGGAGUGCUGGACCUAGACUUUGGCGGACCACGAGGCGGUACUCUGCUCGCAUCCUGUUCGAGUGAUCUUACCAUCAAGCUCUGGGAUCCGUCGGAUGAGUACAAGAACAUUCGAACACUGCCAGGACAUGACCACUCGGUUUCUGCCGUUCGUUUCGUUCCCAGCGGUGCGGCCGGUUCACCCUCCUCUGGGAAUCUCCUCGUUUCCGCCUCAAGAGAUAAGACAUUACGGAUUUGGGAUGUCACAACGGGUUAUUGCGUAAAGACAAUUCAAGGCCACGCAGACUGGGUCCGCGAUGUUGCGCCAAGCUUUGAUGGCCGAUGGCUAUUAUCCGGAGGUACUGAUCAAACAGCCCGGUUAUGGGACGCCACUACCGGAGAGGCAAAGUGCACGUUCUUGGGCCAUGAAAAUGCGAUUGAAUGCGUUGCCAUUGCGCCUCCAGCUUCAUAUCCGCACCUCGCUUCACUGGCUGGACUGAGAAAGGCCCCACCACCCAGCAGUUCGUCUGAAUUCGUCGCAACUGGCUCGAGAGAUAAGUCAAUCAAGAUAUGGGAUGGGAGAGGGACAUUGAUCAAGACUCUGAUUGGGCAUGACAAUUGGGUACGAGGCCUUGUUUUUCAUCCCGGAGGAAAGUAUCUCCUCUCUGUAAGUGACGAUAAGACCAUUCGAUGCUGGGAUUUUACACAAGAAGGACGGUGCGUGAAGACGGUAGAUGAUUCGCACGGGCAUUUCAUCACCUGUAUUCGCUGGGCACCCAGUCUCGUCAAAGACGUGCCAAUCAACGGAGACGCAGCGAAUGGAACCGCAUCGAAUGGCCCGUCGAAAAAGAAGGAGGACGCCGCUAAAGCAGCAGGCAUCAGAUGUGUGAUUGCUACGGGCAGCGUCGAUUACUCAGUGCGGAUAUUUGCGUCCUGAAAGUAGCAGUUGAUCCCUUUGGGGGUUCCAAGUCAAGCACGAAUUGCUUGAUAGAUACGAUGCUUCAAGAUAUGGAGUCGAGCCUUUACAAUUCUUUUCACGACCUUGUAGCGAAUUAUCUGAUUUCUCUAGAAUCUUCUCUAUUAUCACUUGAUGAGACCCAUGUAGAAGUACAAUGAUCCUUUCUUUGUUUCUUCAUAUUUUCUUCGUUCGAAUUAUGUACAUGCUUUGGGCAGGCCAUACAUCGGUAUUACUGUUGUUUUAGGUACAUUAGUC